Cantharellus anzutake is the source of this 1560-nucleotide messenger RNA. RefSeq lists its product as uncharacterized. The transcript is spliced from 5 exons. The record is from RefSeq and is a predicted model, not a curated record. Bases 1 to 1560 code for a protein of 519 amino acids. NCBI's taxonomy places the organism in Eukaryota, Fungi, Basidiomycota, Agaricomycetes, Cantharellales, Hydnaceae.
AUGGAGGUGAUUUUGCAAGGGACUGGGACAAGUUCCGCUCUGCCUCUCAUCUCAUGUGUGACGCAAUACAAUGUCCCAUGUAACACAUGCUGGUCAUCAUCCCUACCACAAGGCAGGCAAAAUAAUCGAAGAAACACUGGCGCGUACUUGAGGCGAAUUGGAGAGGAUAGUGUGGUUGUCAUAGAUGUCGGGAAGGGCUUUCUUGCGAGCGCUCUUGAGUGGUUUCCAAAAUAUAAACUUAGGAAGAUCGCUGCAGUUGUGCUUACACACGCUCACGCCGACGGUUGGACUCUACGCGGGAUUCUACAGGAUCACAUAGACGUCCACUUAUCUAGAGCAACAUACGAGGAAGUCAAAAGGGCAUUCCCCUACCUCAUCGCAAAGGAGUUUGCUACAGGAGGUGGAGACGUAGGUGUUUCUGCUGACUCCAAUUCAUUCGUUGCGUCCAGCUCACACUGCCCUGUCAACUUUAUUCUCCGUUCCUUCUUUCUUAUUGGUGGGGCGUCCACCCCGCCGGACCUUAAAAACCCCCAACGAAUCUUAAAGGUCCCAGAAUUCAAAUACCAUAUUUUCGAAGAGGCUGUGCCUUUCACUAUUGAUGGCCUGUACUCCUUAGUCCCAUUAGCCGUCCACCACGGUCGAUUUUUCAGUACCCCUGCUCCGGCGACGCCUCCAACGCUUACCAAUGAAUCACCAUCGUCUGUUGUGGCUGACAAGGGGGCAGCUGGAGCUCCGCCUAUGCAACUCGGUAUCCAUUUGGCGCCGGAACCGGAUUCGUCUCCGUAUAUUGCAUACGGGUUUCUUAUCCAGCUUCUUUCAUCACCCUUAUCUUCCCCACUGAGGGUAGCGUCAACAGCCGGCGGCAGGUCUAUACCGGCGGCAGAAACAACAGGAAUUGGACCACUAAGCAACGUAAUUGAAAACCCUGGGCAGGAGGUGUUGUGCACAUCUGCAGCCACUCCCUCCAUAGUCUACAUCUCAGAUGUUUCUUUCAUACCGGAAACCUUCCCUACCCCACGAAACAAACGACUCCAUUCCGGCCCUCAACUCGCCCAGCCAUCAUGUCUCUCCAACUUCCUCUCCACGGAUCACAUACCGAAAUCUAAGGACGCAACAUUUCGCCCAAGCGCAACCCUUCUCAUCUUAGACUGCCUCCGCACGAGUCCACACUCCUCCCACUUCGGUCUCCUUCAAACGCUCCUUACAGCUCACCGAAUUCGUCCACGACGCACGUAUCUCGUUGGAUUCGGACAUGAGCUCACCCAUGCAGAGUGGACGCUCAUCGGAGAGAUUUUACAACGUUUCUCUGCUCCUUCCAAGCCAGUCAACGACAGUAAGGGAGCGAUUGUCAAGACGCUCGAAGAGAUGAGCUUCGACGAGAGUUGGGAGGCUCCCGGGGGAGGAGUGAGGAAACGGAUGAUUGAACCGGCUAUGAAAGUCUUGGGAAAAUACUUAAGACACGUGGAGAGGUAUGCAAAUGUGGGGGAGGGGUUGUUUGUGAGACCCGCUUACGACGGUAUGAGGGUUGUUGUACAGGAUAGUGAUGUAUCUGAUGGGUGA